Rangifer tarandus platyrhynchus (Svalbard reindeer) is the source of this 525-nucleotide messenger RNA. The record is from the annotation of a GenBank genome assembly. NCBI's taxonomy places the organism in Eukaryota, Metazoa, Chordata, Mammalia, Artiodactyla, Cervidae.
AUGAGGGUCCUCGGGGAGCUGGGCUCUCCCUGGCCCAUCCUUGCAAAGGAUCAGUGCUCCUCCACGGUCCUGGCAGAGGCGAGGAAGGCUGCCCAGGGUCUGCAAACUCCCCCUCUCCUCAGGAAGCUGCUGGUGGGGCACCCCGCUCUUGCUGGGAGUGGCCAGGUGAGCGUGUUCCACGUGCCCCGUGAGACAGUCCGCUCCGGGUCACUCACCUUCUUAGCGUGUUCACCGCUCCUGCCUCAGCUGCCCAGCCCCAGGCCCUGUGCUGACGACCCUGCAGCCCGAAGGAGGGCGGAGCAGGAGGACGCGGACCGCAUCCCUGCGCUGCGCAUUCCCGCGUCUUCCUCAGCGCCGCUGGGGCUUGGAGGCUGGGCUGCACGCCAUGAGACAGCAGAUGCAGCGGCUGCUUUGGAUACAGACACCCAGAAAACCGAACGUCAGAAGCAAACAGGAUAUCUGGUCAACAGGAGAACUUAUGAUACUCUCACAGAGCUACUUUUCACUUUUUCUUCAUUUUCCUGA